GAAUACAUGAGCAAUUAUUCUUUGGUGCGAACAUAGAAGCAAAACAGCGUAUGAUAAAAUAUUAAAGAGUUUAAAGUAAAAUAUAAAUAAGUGUUUAAGUUUAAAAUAUGACAACAUCGAAUACAUUUUCAAGUUCAGAUACCGCUGCUUUGGAACGCGAAACCGAAUUGACAGAUGAACCCACCGUAACGCAAGAACAAAUGUGGAACGAUAAGCACCAAAAGACUGCAGUGGAUUGGAUUCGUCAGAAUGCCUAUCAAAGAGUUUGUUUACAAUUUCCGGACGCUUAUCUACCACACAGCAAUGCUAUUUGCGAUAAGUUAAAGCAAGUGUUACCUGGCAUCAACUUCUUUAUACUCGCUGACACUUCUUAUGGCAGUUGCUGUGUAGAUGAGAUUGCUGCAGCGCACAUUGAUAGCGACAGCUUAAUACAUUUUGGAAAUGCCUGCCGGAGUAAAGUAUCUCGUUUGCCUGUGUUGUACAUGUUUCCUGAAUUACCAAUUGACCUGCAACAACUAUUUGAAAAGAUGUCAAUGCUAAAAGAUAAUAGCAAAGACAAGGUCUUGAUCGUCUAUUUAGAUAUUGGCUACCACCAUUUGCUAGAAAAUGACUUGACCGAUAUGGAAACGGCUUCUUUAAGUAAGAAUUUAAAGGAAACGCUCCAAUGCAAAGAUGUUCAUAUUGUGGCUUAUCCUGCAGUGGAGGAAAAAGAUCAAAUAUUAUGUAAUGAUGAGCAAAUAUGUGUGUUUGUUGGAGAAGAUAAUAGCAGAUUCUUUAAUUUGUCAUUAACAAAGAAAGCUCAACAGUGGUUCAUUUUUAAUCCAUUAACAAAUACUCUAAACGAAAAGAAUCCUCUGACUGCGAACUACAUAAGACGUCGUUAUUACUACAUUGAGAAAUGUAAGGAUGCACAAACAUUGGGACUUGUUGUAGGCACACUCACUGCUAGCGGAUACUUGGACGUCAUAUCGCGACUACAAGAGAUGGCAAAGAGUAGGGGCGUUAAGACACAAUUGAUAUCGGUUGGACGCAUUAAUCCAGCAAAAUUGGCAAAUUUCUUGGAGAUAGAUUGUUUCGUGUUAAUUGGUUGUCCCUUCAAUAACAUAUAUAAUUCCAAAGAAUUUUAUAAACCAGUCGUUUCUGUAUUCGAAGCAGAAAUGGCAUUAAAUCCUGCAUGGCAUAUGAAGUAUCCAGAAGCUUAUGUAACUGAUUUUACCGAACUCCUCCCAGAAGGUAGUAACUUUAUCGCAUUUAAUAAGGAAAAUAUUGCCAGACAAGAUGUUAGUUUAGUAAGUGGUCGGCUGCGACAUGCCACAAUUGAUGAUAGCGUGGAGUUGGCAAACACAAACGCUCUAAGCGCACAACAACAAGCUUUGGUUACACAAGGCAAAAUGGAAGUUAUGACUACAAAUGUUGGAUUAACUUAUGAAGAUCGCACAUGGAAGGGCUUGGAGCCUGCAUUGGGCUGUACUGAACCAGCGAAAUUACAAAAAGGGCUGAGCGGUAUACCAAUUAAGUAUACACACGAUUGAAUGAACAAUAUUAGGUUUACUUUUUCUUUUGUACUACUAUUUUUAAUAUUUUAUAAUUAAUAAAAUUGAAUAUAGUUUAAUCAA
Teleopsis dalmanni is the source of this 1616-nucleotide messenger RNA. RefSeq names its product 2-(3-amino-3-carboxypropyl)histidine synthase subunit 2 (gene Dph2). Gene Ontology annotation, biological process: protein histidyl modification to diphthamide. Bases 108 to 1532 code for a protein of 474 amino acids. Gene Ontology annotation, molecular function: 2-(3-amino-3-carboxypropyl)histidine synthase activity. Lineage: Eukaryota; Metazoa; Arthropoda; Insecta; Diptera; Diopsidae. The record is from RefSeq and is a predicted model, not a curated record. The transcript has 5 exons.